CGGGUUUUGGCCUUAGUGGGAGAAGCUGCGUGGUGGCACACCGUCCUGGCGAAUGCCCGUGGCCAUUGGACAGUACAGAGUGAACGACCGCAACGUUAACCUGAGUUCAAAUAAUCUUUAUCCUCAUUGUGACUGCGAAUAGAUCAUUCGCCGUUCCUAAAAUAAUUUUAAAAAUUUUAUUGCCAGUUGUAUAUUAUCCCAAUCCUCUGAGAAUCAAUAUUAUUAAUAACAACAAAAUAAGUUAAUAAUAAUUACCCCCAACCGGUCUAAAAAAAAAUGGUGAUGUUGAAGAAUAAAAAUGUGAAAUGUCAAAGUUAAAAAUUUCAAGUUGAAAAAAACAUUAUGUUCUUUUCUUUUGAGGAAAAAAAAAGUGUUUGAAGUAACUGGAAUACAGUUUUGAAAAGUGGGUCAUCCGGUCCAAGAGUAACUAAGGCACAAGAAUAAUUCUCAACACUAGUGAAACGAAAACCCAACUGUUCUUCGUUAACAACAUCGAAUUGAAUUUAAGUUAAAAAAGGACCCAAAAUUGGUCUUAUUUUUAAUUGAAAAAAUGACGACCAAUUGGUCUUGUGUGUUUUUAAAAGAUAAACAAGUGCGUCUGGAUUGACGUUUCGAUGCUCUAGGAUCGAAAGAUGGCGGCAGUAGGAUAGAUUAAUUCCGGAUUAUAGUGCACUUGGGCCGAAUAGGCCCCGAGAAUUCGGUGGUGAUGGGUUUACGAGAACUUGUUGGUGGUAUGGGAGUUGAUGGACUUGUUGCGAGGGUCAUCCUGAUCAUUUUGGUGGCUCGAACAGCAGGUGUGACGGGAAUUCAGAACGAGCCAACGUCCUCGAGGGCUUCCAGAGAGGAUGUGGUACUCAGUGCAAGUUCAUUUGCACCGGAAAAAACGACGUCGUUCGAGCCUUUUCGUGAGGGCGAUAAGGGAUCGAGGGAUUUUGUUAGCACACAACCUGUGAUUCAGUUAGAGAGCUCCAGAAGUCAUGGAGGUGGUGAAAAAUCAACCUUCAAGGUGAGAUUCGAGGGCAGGAGUCAUGAGAGCCCUUUAGAUGCUGAGGUGACUGCUUCCAAACAUGUUGAGCACAUUGAUGAGAAUCACAUCGAGGUUAAACCACCAGAGUAUCAUGAAAGCGUGUCAGCGACAGAGACAAGGCUCUCGGGGGAAGCCCAGGGGGCUCCGCAAGCACGAGAUAUCGUGGCGGAGCCCCACCAACCAGGCAAAUCACUCCCACAGCGACAGGGACGCCAAGAAUCACCGAUGAUUUAUAAUGAUCGCACGCUCCAACCAAGCAUGCAGACAGAAAUACCCACUAAUCGACAAGCAAAUCCAGAUAUCCAGGAUAUUAUAACUGGCAUCGUUAAAUUGCUCAAUGGAAAGGUCAAUGUUGCUGGCAACACCCUAAGACAUAAACCCGUUCAAGCUACAAGGAUAAACAACCGAGGCCCACCCCGAAUCUCCGACCUUCCACCCCUCCCCCCGGAUUUCGACACUCCGGGAAUGAAUCCACCCCCACCUCCUCCCCUAGACCACCCAUACCCCUUCGAAACCCCGCCACCAGAGCGUCCCUCAAUAAACCAACUCCCUCCCGCUCCAGAUCGUCUUCCUACUCGUCCCCCCCUCAUACGUCCUUGGAAUCGUCCCAACGUUCCCCCGAAUCGUCGCCCCAUACCCCCCUACAAACCCCUCCCCCCUCAGGAUCCAAACUUUUUCUUCGAUAAAGACGACAAGACCCAGAAUUCCGACAACUCUCACCGUAACGAUCUAACGACUCAAUCAAUCCACGAAAAUCCGACUGAAGCCCUUGAAGAUCUGACGGAGAAACCCCAGAGGUUCCAGCCUCCAUUGAAACCUGAAAAGAUCGAUCCUGCAAGUACUCUAGUGCUCGGAGCAGAUUUACAACCGAUUCCCAUUCCCUCGCAAUCAGAAACGAAUGUGAACUCGGUCAUUCCGGUGGAAACGACGAAGAAAAGGAUCAAAGAUUCUUCCAGCUUCGCCACCACCGCCUCAACCAUUUCAACCCUUAAGAUUGAGACGAGUUCCUCCAUUCAAGUUAUCGAGCCAACAAGAACGACCAUAGAGAUUCAGCCAACGAUAGUUCCCCUGGAAAAGAACUCCGAAGGUUCAAGCACCACUCGGUCAACCCUAGAACCCAGUAAGACCAUUCAAGGGAGCCCCAUGAGCACUACGAUCAAUGAAGCCCAUCGACCAACCCCGACGAAGGGCUUAUCAGUACAUUCAGUGGCGAUGAUAUCUUCCAGCAAUGUCGAAGCUUCUCAGACUGCUUUCAAUCGUCCCACAGGUAUGCCCGGUUAUUACAAGCCAUCGAUGAACGUCAACACUCAUGCCUAUCACCCUAGACCUGGGAUAGUCCUCGAUGAUACGCUGGAUUAUACAAAGAAACAGGUUUUCGCGACACAGCGGCCUCAUGCACCGUCAAGACAUCAUCAAAUUGGAGAUAUUUUUGAUGUGACGGUAUCAGCGAUCCAGGGACCUGGGGGUGGCUCGGGAGAGGGAGUGAGGGUGCCAGUUAACCCUCAUGGAGGAGGAGGCGAAGAUGUUAUCCUGACGUCAGCAGUUGAAGGUCAAGGAUUCGUCAGUAUCGACGGAAAGCGCACUCAUCUGAACCUCUUCGACAACACCCCAGAAACAAUAUCCCCCACAAAAGCUGUCUUUCCUCCAGUCAGGACCCAACCGCCGGUAUUCGGCACUGGUUACGCAGUAGCACAGCCGGAUAUUUCCGUCCCUGGACACGGCUACGGUACCACUGGUCGUCCCAUCUUCAGAAAGACCACCACGGAUAUCGUGAGAAUCGACACCUGCAUAGUCGGUGAUUCCAGUACUUGUGAUGCCAGCCAACACGAGGCCUGCGCCACGGUUCAAGGGGUAUCUGCCUGUCAAUGCAAACCAGGCUUUGCCCGAUUAGUCAGGACCCUUCCGUGCAAAAGAGUCAUUAGCAUUGUUGUCUCCAUCAGAAUCGACAGAAUCUACGACAAAGACGUUGUUUGGAGUAAUAACUUACUGGACAAGAACUCUGAAGCCUAUCAAGAGAUUGCUUAUGAGUCUAAUGUCGCUAUUGAGUCUGCAAUGUCGAUGACACCAUUCACGGACGAGUAUAUGGGCUCAUCCAUAAAUGGCAUUUAUCAGGGAGAUGUCUCUCAAGGGCAAGGAGGAGUGUUUGUUAAUGCCACUGUAAAAUUGACAUUGGAAACUAGAACUGCGAGGCCUUCACUCGCUGGAGAACUGCAGAAACAGCUUUUGGGGGUCAUUCACAGACGAAAUAAUAAUAUUGGAAAGAGUGCGGUAUUCGUGAAGACCCCGGCCGGAUCCAUUUCCAAUCUUCAGGACCUCGACGAAUGUGCCUCGAGUGAGCUCAAUGAUUGUCACUCUUCAGCCGUUUGUAGUAAUGUUUGGGGAGGAUUCGUUUGCGCGUGCAAACCGGGACUGAAGGACCCACAUUCGGAGGAUUCAGAGAAGGCCGGAAGGGUGUGUCGUUCGUGUCCUGCCUCGCAUUGCAAUAACCGAGGAUCAUGCUCGUAUCAGGGAAAUGUGGAACAUUGCACAUGUGCUGGAAAUUACUAUGGAGUAAAAUGUGACAUUGAUGGAGAACUUGUUGCCGUAGCAAUUGGCGCAUCCGUUGCAGCUCUGAUAAUAAUAAUUCUUACCCUCGUGUGCCUCGUUAUGUGGAGUCGAAGAUGGUCGCGGGAACAAAAGGCAAUGGGCUCACCGGUUUAUGGAUAUAUGCAAGGAGGUAUGCCAGGAACUAUGCCAAAUACUCUAGCUCGUGUUGGUUCGAUGGGCACUUUAGCUUCAGUUAAACAAGGGCCACCCUCAAAUAUGCCACCUUACAUGUGGGGACAUUUAGCUGAUCAUAUGGCGACGGCUAAUUUAUACGCAGGUGAACCAAUGGGGCCUACACGACCAAGUUCAGCCGUCUUCGGUUACCCCACAAUGAGCGUACACGGUACCCUCCCCCCAGUGCCUCUUCCAAGACUCCAGGCACCUCCUAGAACUCGACAGAGGCAUCUCCCAGAGCCAGACAGCUCGGACUCUGAGCUUCAGGACAAGGACAGGGCUGACCUCAUCCCCCAAAGCAGUGGUUUCCACGUCCCUAGACCAAAGUCAAGGACCUCUCUGGCGAAUCAGAGCGGAAUUUAUUACGACGUGGAAUACGACCAGGGCGACGCUCACCAUCUAUCUAAAAAUAAUAUACCCAUGUCCACUUACAGUAUGGCAAGACCGUAUUAUAGAACGUGAGACGGAAGAAGUGAAUCAUAGUCGGUACCAGAUAUCACACAGUUCAAUGUGAAAGAAUUGAUUUUAGUACGACGAUUGAACUGUAUGUUAUUUCAACAUUUGCAGAAGAAUUCCCACAUCGGUUUUGAAAACAUGAAUAGGAAUUAUUGCAGGAGGAGUAAAGUAUUAAAAUAUUUUUUUCGAACCCGUCAUUUCCCUACAUAAUGAGGACAUGAUCAAUCCAAAGCCAAUUAAUUGAAUCUUUGGUAAAACAAUUUCAUUAGUUCAAUUGUCGCACGAUAAACAAAUAUGUCUUGUUCUGUGUCAUUGGUACCCAUUUAACUAGCUCAAUAAUAAUAUUAAAAAUUUCAAAAAGACUAUGUAUUAUGGUUAAUAUUAUGUAUACCCCUUAAUUAUAUAAAUUAUAGAAAUUAAGGAAGAAUGAAUGUGAUUGAGUUUUAAAUAAUCAAUAAAUUUUAUGACUCAUUGUUCCUAACUGAACGAUUGAUCAGUUACUUCGCUGAUUCACGGAAUGAAAAUGAUUAAUUUGUAAUUACGAUUAGAAAACAUAAACGUCUCUAUAAGAAAAUGUUUUUUUACCUCGGCAUUUAGCCGCGUUGAAAUUAAUGUAUAAAGUGGAGGGAGAAUCGAAUGAAAUGACGAUAAUCAAUUUACAUACUUGAUAGUUAGUUUUUCUGUUCAAUAAUUAUUACAUAAUUUUUCACCAUAAGUUGAAGACAAUAAACAUCUCAAGAAUCAACGCAAAUGUUUACACAUCUGUACCACAUUGUUACAGUUAAUUUAGUUAUUCAAUUUUUUCCAUGGUUGUCUCACUCGUUUAAUCUGGCAUCAGCUUUUGCAGAGAGCAACAUGGAUUUUUAAUGAAAAAGGUUACAUCGUCGAAAAUCGACAAAUAUAAAAUUUAUCCACUAAUGCUAUUCUUGUUAUCAUGUUCAUCAUCCAAUUUUUGUCUUCUAGAAUCUGAAAACUGACAGAAUUCAGAUUAAUCGGAAAUUAAAGAUUUAUUAAUUGUAGGGAAUUCUCUUUAUAUCUUCAAUACUUCAGACAGAUGAGCAUGCUUAAGUAUAAGAAAAAUUCUAAUACUUGUUUUGUUAUUCAAUGAUCGAAAAUUGGCAAAUUCCGAUGUAGAACAACGAAUUUACAUUUAUAAUUUUAUUAAAGCGAAAGGAAUUCCAUUGCUGUUGUACCCGAGUGGUAAAACUAUUCAGAUUAGACCCAAAACUUAGCUACUAACGUUGUUAUCCAACAGAAUGAGUGAAAUUGAGGUAAAAUAUGAAAGAAAAACAUUUUUUCUGAAGAUAUUUAUACAAUUUCCUCGUUAUGGACAGAUUGAAAGUCGAAAUGGAUCAUUUCAGUUCGAAUUAUUCGAGGGCCCAAGAUCAUUCAUUCUCACGGAUAGGUCCAUAAUGAGUUUGGCAACGUUAAUAAGUUUACCACAUAAAAUUUUUAUUUUCGUUUUUAUCCAUUCAACAUUUUUAUCAGGACGUUUUUCUCCAUAGCCCGACUGAAAAAUAAUA
Messenger RNA from Diachasmimorpha longicaudata, 5766 nucleotides. RefSeq lists its product as uncharacterized. The record is from RefSeq and is a predicted model, not a curated record. The transcript has 9 exons. NCBI's taxonomy places the organism in Eukaryota, Metazoa, Arthropoda, Insecta, Hymenoptera, Braconidae. Gene Ontology annotation, molecular function: calcium ion binding. The coding region runs from base 707 to 4249 and encodes 1180 amino acids.